AGACCGGUCCCCUACCUCUGUUGCGCACGCUACACAGACACGAGGGCAGUCCUGUGCGCGGCAGAGAUUUUGUAAACAAACAUCAUCUUCACCCAUCUGCAGUAUGUAGCCUAUUCCUAGGAUGGAUGUGAACCCAUUUCGUGCAUGUUGAUAAGGGUCGCAUUGCAGAAGUGGAGCCGUGUCUUAAAUCUCGAGCAAGAAGGCCGACCCCCUCUCAACACGUCACAAGGCCAUGGCAGUCUUUCUAGCAGACCAUAAACUUCCAGAGCUGAGGGACCGAAUUCAACACAAGCCAAGAUAUUUCAAGAUAUACAAUGAAGUGAUAACAAAGUUGGACUCAGUGGUCACAGGGUUUGAUUUUGUUGUGGACAAAUGGCCAGACUUCAAGGCAGUUAUUACCAAACCAAAUCCUGAGAUUGUGGAGUUUGAGUUUCUCAACAACAUCUACAAUGUGGCUGCCGAAGAUGAGAAGGCCUUAUCCGAACUUUUAGAACAACAAGGAGUUAUCAACUGGAGUCAGGGCAUUGUUUUUGCAUGUGUGGACACUACAUUUUCCAAAGUUAUAAAUGAAGCAAUAAAAUGUCACGGAGGAAGCAGUGAUCCCUCAGAGCCCUGCUAUAUCCAGUGUGUUACACAAGAGAGUCUGAAUGUCAAGCCGGUUCCAAAUGGCUUCAAGCUGUUACCCUUAACCCAAGAUGAUUCCAAGUUAGUUAACACCGAGUGGAAGUUUACAGGAGGAAAUGAAUCUCUUGCAUACAUCAACAAGCUCAUUACAUGUUUACCUUCCUGCUGUCUGUAUGAUCCAGAUGGCAUCAUUGUUGGAUUUGCCAUGUCCUACCAUUAUGGGGCCCUUGGUAUGCUCCAUGUUAUGGAGGAGCAUCGUGGGAAGGGAUACGCCAAAGUCAUCAUGUCACAUCUGGCACAGAAGAGACUUCAGACUGGCAAGGAAGCAUUUAUUGUGAUUGAGGAGAGUAAUGCUGUGUCCCUCAAGGUUCAUGAAGGACUUGGCUUUAAGCACGUACCCAACAUGAAGGUGGUAUGGAUCAGAUAUACACCCAAAGGGACCUGCAAAGGACCCAAGUCUUGUUGUAUUUGAUCAUAAAUCUGGCAACAUAAUCUGAAACCAGUCACAAUAUCCACACAAUCAGCUUGGGGAAAAGGGGAAAUCAUAAUAUUGGAGCAGAAUAAUACUGUUCAAUAAAACUGCUUCAUAUCACAAAUAUAACAUAUUACUAUUUUGGUGGUGAGAUUGCCUAAUCUGUCAGUGAGCUGAAGCCCUUACUUCUGGAAGUCAUGAUAAACCAAUAUCCUCUUUUGUGAAUGCUGAUGUCAUAUAUCGUCACAUCGAUCAGUUCAAGGCCACUAGUCAUGGCUCAAGAUAAGGAUUGUUCAAGUCGAACUGCUUGGUUUGAAGAAAUGGGUUACAAGCACUUGUUCCAGACAUUCCUGCCAAGUAUAUCAUCUAUUUUGUUUCUUCUCUGUUGGAAAAAUGUAGGUCUUUCUUCUUAAAAGGGAAGUGUACACGCAAAAUUCACUUUCUUUCUUUUUCUAAACAAAACGCAAUUUUAGAAUUAGUUAGUAUCUGUGUUUGAAAAUAUACACUCAUUUUUUUCACAGUGAAAGUAGGAAGCUCACAAU
Haliotis rufescens (red abalone) is the source of this 1638-nucleotide messenger RNA. Its product is annotated as glycine N-acyltransferase-like protein Keg1. The record is from RefSeq and is a predicted model, not a curated record. The transcript has 5 exons. NCBI's taxonomy places the organism in Eukaryota, Metazoa, Mollusca, Gastropoda, Lepetellida, Haliotidae. Gene Ontology annotation, molecular function: glycine N-acyltransferase activity. Bases 233 to 1096 code for a protein of 287 amino acids. Gene Ontology annotation, cellular component: mitochondrion.